This is a messenger RNA of Sclerotinia borealis F-4128, 1644 nucleotides long. NCBI's taxonomy places the organism in Eukaryota, Fungi, Ascomycota, Leotiomycetes, Helotiales, Sclerotiniaceae. The record is from the annotation of a GenBank genome assembly.
AUGGCUGAUUCUCCCAAAGACAAGACUCGUCCUCCUCUGAAAACAAAACUUGUACGUUCGCAGAAAAUCAUUCAGUUACCUUCAACAGAUACAAGACCACAAGAUAUCCCUGAGGAUUCCGAACCACCACCACCACGAGAGAAUGUGCCUCCUCCCCGCAGUCAUACCCCGGGACAUCUAUCAACUAAGAGUCAAGAUAGGCGGAAGCAGAAAUCAGAUUUAUCGUUGCGCCAGCGAUCACAAUCAUUGUCGCAAAAGGAAUCCUCAUCUUCAUCCAUCAAAUCAACGACCGCGAACCCACCCUCUAUCCAUCAUGGCAGCAGUACGUCUGAUCCCCCGGAGAACUUUAUGUCACCACCCGAUAGUGGUAAUCCGGUACCUCCACUUCCCAAAGAAGAUGCCCAUAGACCCGUUAACCUUCGUUCCACGUCUGCCAUAGCACCGAAAACUUCUUCAUCUUCAUACUCUUCUUCUCCUGUACCACCCGUACAACGUCCCCCUCGUGGGAUCUCCAUUCCAUAUCCUUCAUUACCAGAUCCAAAUUUGGCCCCCAAUGUUCUCCCUGCACCAGCAUCAGGAAUGUACUGGUCUCGCGCCCCUGUCUCUGGUUCGUCUCAUACCUCUUUGCGGGCACACACUUCCACACUUAUUGGUUCCAAUAUCUACGUCUUUGGCGGAUGUGAUGCACGUUCAUGUUUCAACGAAUUAUAUAUCUUAGAUGCCGACGCCUUUUAUUGGUCUACCCCUUUCGUCUGUGGAGAUAUACCUGCUCCUUUACGAGCAAUGACAUGCACGGCCGUGGGGAAGAAGUUGAUAGUAUUUGGUGGUGGAGAUGGACCUGCAUAUUACAACGAUAUAUAUGUACUCGACACAUUAAACUUUCGAUGGUCAAAGCCACGGAUAUCUGGAGAUAAGAUACCGAGCAAACGAAGGGCACAUACGGCAUGUUUAUACAAAAAUGGGAUAUACUUCUUUGGUGGUGGAGAUGGAGUACGGGCGCUAAAUGACGUAUGGAGAUUGGACGUCGCAGAUACGAACAAGAUGUCUUGGAAACUCGUUUCUGCUCCGACGUCAUCAUCUGUUGACGAUAACACCAAGCCAAAAGCGCGUGGUUAUCAUACUGCAAACAUAGUCGGAUCUAAGCUCAUUGUAUUCGGUGGAUCGGAUGGUGGGGAAUGUUUCCGAGAUGUAUGGGUCUUCGAUAUUGAGACUUCGAGUUUUUCACCGGUCAAUAUUGCACUUUCGUAUCCGCGAUUAAGCCAUACUGCUACCAUCGUAGGAAGCUAUCUAUUUGUAAUAGGUGGCCACGACGGCGUUGAAUAUUCGAACGAAGUACUCCUCCUAAAUCUCGUCACCAUGGCGUGGGAUAAGCGAAAAGUCUACGGAGAGCCCAUCAAAGCUCGCGGAUACCACGGAACAGUGCUUCACGAUAGCAGACUCAUGGUAAUCGGAGGUUUCGAUGGCGGAGAAGUGUUUGGAGAUGUAUCGGUAAUCUCUCAAGGGCGCUUCUUGUUGGCAGAACCCUCCGUUUCUGCAAUGAAGCGCGAAUGUGACGACGAAGAUAUGGCAGAGCCGUUCAUCUCUACUGUAAGACAGCGCGAUCGAGGAAAAGAAAAAGAUGAGCAAUACAUUACAACUCCUUGA